AUGGGAGACCGCAGACCAUACUUGGUCAACGAUCCGGGAUCGGCGGUGCCGGUCUGGCGGGAGACGAUCACGGCUCGAUCAGAUCACUCCGAGUUGCGCGACUCGUCCGACCCCGGUUUCAUGACGGACGCAAACUGUGCACCAUCAUCUACGGUAGCUCCUCCAGCGAUGUUCGAGCGAUCUCAGGGUAUGUUCAUGCCCAGCGGAGAGGGUGGUGUGUCGACUCGACUCCCCGAUCCCACUGUGGGCCUCGUCGACGCUGGCGCGUCGACAUCCACCGGCGCCAACCGGCGGCAGUCCGUCGCUUCGACGGGGACACACUCGACUCGACCUUCUUACGCUGAGUCAUUGAAUCGGUUCAACAGUGCUCGUGAUCAGGUGAGCGCUAGUUACUCAUGGCAGUCCACGGUUGACCGCAAGCGUGGUGAGGGCCGCCGGCCCACCCCCGCCCGCCCGCGUCGCGACCUCGGGGUCCGGUGUAUAUCAGACCGUGCCUACCGCAAUGGACAUCUUCUGCUACGCUUGGUCACAUGCGGGCUCCACGGCUUGAAGACUUUGUCAACAUCCUGGAUGACGGGAGUCGGCGCGUCGAUCGUUGACAUUCCAAGAAACUGAUCUGUCUCCGUUACGGCCAACCUUCAGGUUCAACACGCCUACCCAUCGCAACGCGGCGGCCAGGCGUUUCAACAUUUUCCACCCCAUUAUCCCGGUCCGGAAGUGUACUCCACAGAUGCCCGAUCGAACCAGAAUGAACAUGGACUCGCCCGGCACCCUCAUGCUCAGCAUAUCAACGGCGAAGGAGGGGCUGCGCGCAGCAGCAAUCAGGCUCACGAAACGCCGAACUCGGCGGCUUUGGCACCCGCGCCGUGGUCGUCCCUUCCGCCUGGAAAUCUUUUUGCACCCUCUACGACGCUAUCGAAUGGCCUUUCCAACAACGCGUGGGGUUCCGUCACACCGGCCUCGUACCAUUCCGGCCCGAGCCAUCAAACUCACCUCCCGCCUCCACGCCCAGGGGCCUACUAUCCGUCGGGGGCCCAACACAACAUGCGACCCAUCUUCAGCAAUGAUUUUAGCUACGUUCAACCGCUUGAGAAUAUUCCAGUGCAAUACCGACCGGCUACUCGUAUUGAACAGUACCCAAGCAGUCAACUGCAUCGGCAGAGCUUCCCAGGGGAUACCGAUUCCGGAGUCUUGUACCCUUCCAACCUAGGGGAUACCACCUUCGGCCACGUGACCAACACAGCGGCACCACGACAAGAGCGCCUGCACUAUGAGCAACACCCUCCGCUCAUGAGCUACCCGCACGGGAUGGGGGUCCGAACAUCUUCGACCACGGUUGUGCCUGCCGACGAUCACGUUCGCGGCUCAAAUGACCGAGUGAACUACCUGGACCAGCGUACUAUGCAACUCGACCGGUUCGGCGCAAGCUCCGGGGGAUCUCAGUACGACGCGGUCAACCACCUCUCGGCGUCCAAUAUUUUGAACCUUGCAGAACACGAGCGGCGUUUUCUCAAGCGCAAGGAGAUGCAUGCCCUGGAGCAGACUUCAAUGGUGAGCUGGGUUCUCAUUUCACCGACCCAAUCCUUGGGUUGCUGACCCAGGACUAUCUACGGCGUGUCAGUCGAACAUGGACCCCCCUACGACUGGUCUGUCCGGUCUGACUGGGACCUUGAUGGCUCCCUCGUUCUCUCAAGAGAAGCACGUGUCCCGAUACCCAGUCCAUGCCGCAGCACCAGAUGGUUCAGAUUUGGCGGACGUGCUCGCCAAAGCGAUGCGGAUGCGUGCGGAAUUACGUGCUGCUCCACCGGUCCUCCCGUAUAACCCCGCCCGGGAGCCUUCAGCUUCCGCAAAGCCGAUUGUGCAGCGUGAUGGAGUCAAGUACGCACUCAUGAUGAGUCCGGCUACCAAUGGCGACGGCACGAGCAGGCUCUCAAAGGCGCGGCAGGCCGAAGUACCGGCAACGUGUCAAACUUGCGACAAAUCGAUCGCGAACUUGAUGCUGCGCGGGAAGGAUGUCGAAUUUGCCCCUCAGGUCGAGUUCAAAUGUCUCGCCUGCCUUUUGAGCAAAGUGGACGAGCCUCUUGCGGAAACAUUCAUUUCGGUCAAUAGCCAGAGUACGACACCCAGCGGAACACCACCGGCACAAACGACAGUUGGGAAAUCCACGCCGGUGGAAGCAAAGAUCACAUAUGCCGAUACGAUGAGCGCCGAGAUCGAUCGCAUGGAAGGACGCGAGGUCGCUGCCGUAGUGAUCGAGCCGUCGGUCGAGGUGGGCCGAAACCUUCCGCCCCACAUCAAGAAGCAAGCGUUCACGUGCGACAUCUGUGAUCGAAUCAUCGGGGCGGGACAGAUCACGUCAGCGACGUUGCAGACUCUGCCAAGCUUCACGGUGGAGGUUCUUUGUCUGAACUGCAUCGCCAAAUACAAGCCUUGCUCCGAUUGCGGUGGUGGCGGUGGGCGCUUAACACCCGGACGAUGGAGGUGCAAGGAGUUGUUCCCCGCGGGCCGUCGCACGUGCCAGCUGUCGCAUGCGCGCAAUCCACCCCUGUCGGAUAUGGAGUUUGAGACUCUUUCGAUCGUGGACAUUCAUCCGGACAAGCUGGAUCAGCUCGAGGCGCGAUGUCGUCUGGUGUACUUUGAUACGAGGCUACGUUCGACCGCUCGACCGGAAGUAUUGGAAACAGGAGAUAGCUUAGCGUGAGUUGACAGUCACAUACAGACUGCGUGACCCACGGCAAUGCUGAUUUGGCUAUUUGCAUCUGUGUUGCUCACCAGGCUUACGUUUCGGGAGGCCGAGAACCAAUGCAUCGACCAAUGGAAUCUGCUGUCUUCGCUGCUACGCGAGGACAUUGAGGAGUCAAGACUUAUCCGCCGCUAUGUCGCCUUGCAUUCGGCCACACCCCAUCGACGCCGGGCCAAGUCCAAGGUCAAGACGCGGGAUGAUGGCACGGACGUCAGUCCUUCGUCCGCAUCGCAGCCCGACGAGGAGGAUUCACCAGCCCGGGACAAGGAGGUGACGGGGUUCACGCUCAUCGAGCACGACCUUGUAAAGGGCGUUCUCUUCUACGCGGUCAUCAUGCCCUGGGCCGUGUCUGGUGAGGCCUUCGAGGCGACGUCAAUCCUGGUCGGUAACUCGACGCGCAAAAUUCAAGGGGAUCUCGAGUACCUCAACGCUCUGCGACGACGACAUGGUCUCGCCGAAUACCCCAAAUUGUCGGCCAUGUGGAGUUUGACGCCUUUCCAGAAGGUAUCGCGGAUGAGUCAAUCCGUCACGCGACGCCACUUUAUGUUCUUUCACGACUACAUGGAGGCCCAUCCCGAGACGGACAAGACUGCUUUCCCACCGUACCGAAAGACUCAUAUUCCGAAUCAAUGUGAGAAACGGCCUCUCUUCUUGCCCACUGCCUUGCCUGCUCAGGGCUCGUUCCGGAUCUCAUAUUGACCUUCCCUCCGGCUUCUAUCACCAGUCCUCAAAGCGUUCAACAUCUUCGUCCGUCCCAUCACAUACGGUGACGCGCCCGCCGACAUGAGCGCCAAAGAGGUCGACCACCAGAACCGACCUCGCAUGCCAAAGCGAAUCCGUUCCAACACUUAG
Microbotryum saponariae is the source of this 3595-nucleotide messenger RNA. NCBI's taxonomy places the organism in Eukaryota, Fungi, Basidiomycota, Microbotryomycetes, Microbotryales, Microbotryaceae. The record is from the annotation of a GenBank genome assembly.